Cylicostephanus goldi is the source of this 713-nucleotide messenger RNA. The record is from the annotation of a GenBank genome assembly. NCBI's taxonomy places the organism in Eukaryota, Metazoa, Nematoda, Chromadorea, Rhabditida, Strongylidae.
AUGAAUUUUUUUAGAUGCAUAAUUGUGACUCCUGAUAGACCAUCACAUGAUAUUGCUGACGUCUUAACCGCUCUAAAUGCACAGCUAAUUCGUACUAACAAUGGUGCAAAACCGGACAGUUCUGACUCUCAUUUUGCCUAUGCCAAAAUCAUAGCAAAAGGAAUUCCAAACUCCUAUUUUCUGGACGAGAAUGAAUGCGGAGCAAAUGCUCUAACUCACUAUGAAACGACAGCUAACGAGAUCUCAACGGCUCUAAAUGAUAUUGAUAUGGUCAUAGUGCCAAUACGGACUGGCGCUGCUCUGACUGGAAUUUCUAAAUUCUUCAAACAACAUCACCCUAACACCAAGGUUUACGGUGUUCGUAGUCAUGAUUCCACAUUUCCAACCAUACCCGAACUUAGCACUGGAGAACAAUCAGAUAUUGCGGAUUUCAAAGACGUAGCUGGAAUUGAAGAAGUCACGGCCAAGGAAGCAUUCUUGAUGGCACGCAGAUUAAUGAAGGAGGAAGGAUGCAUGGUUGGUCCAUCAUCAGGUGCAGGAGUUUGUGCAGCUUUCAAGCUCGCCGAAUCCUUGCCCGAAGGUCGCAAUGUCGUUGUUGUGGCCCCUGAUGGCAUAAGAAACUACAUGAAUCAAUUCAUCGAUGAUGAAUGGCUUAUCAAAAACAAGAUCAUUACCGAAAGCGAGAAGAAAACCAUCACUCCAAAAGAGUAAGA